Messenger RNA from Colletotrichum higginsianum IMI 349063, 1134 nucleotides. RefSeq names its product Corticosteroid-binding protein. Bases 1 to 1134 code for a protein of 377 amino acids. Lineage: Eukaryota; Fungi; Ascomycota; Sordariomycetes; Glomerellales; Glomerellaceae. The record is from RefSeq and is a predicted model, not a curated record. The transcript has a single exon.
AUGGCGCCCCCAAAGCGCUGGCCCGCGCCCAUCCACGUCUUCUCCUACCGCGCCCUCCUGGUGGUGCCCGUCAUCCUCGCCAUCGCGACCUUCGCCUCCCUCUUUCUCCACUCGGACGUGAACGUCGCCCUCCUCUACUCGCAAUGUGACGCCCGCGCCCGCCUGCCGGCCAUCAGCAAGGUCCCCGUCCUCGGCCCGCCCGCCUGCUUCGCCGUCAGCUUCUUCCAGAACGCGCUCGGCUCCGUGCGGUCCUUCGCGAGCAUGGCCGCCGUCCUGUCCUUCAUCGCCGGCCUCAUGACCGUCACCACCGUCGAGGCCGCGCGCGUCUGCAACGCGCCAAACAUCCUCAUCGCCAACCCGACGGGUCCCUGGCUGGUCUUCAACCUGCUGGGCGGCGCGGUGGUGUGGCAGCUCGUCAUCAUCCCGGCCUUCUUCCACCGCUCGCGCUCCAUCCUACUCGCGCGCAAGAACGCCGGCCAGGACGUCGUCGAGAGCGCGGCGUCGAAAGACCCCGACUUCGGCAAGGACUCGCGCCAUCUCGUCGUCGACUCGGAGAUCAUCGCCAUCCCUGUCAGCGUCGCGUGGGGCUUCGUCUUGCCGUCCAUUCUCAUGCUCAUCUACAACUCGCCCAUCACCAUCGCCAUCUGGCUCGUGUUCCCCAUCUGGGUGUCCCUCGUCCGUCAAGGCGUCCGAUGGAUCGUUCUGCGGCUGCAGAGGCGCCAGCACCGCAGUUUCCAUCUCGAGUCUCACACGGUCUCGCUUCUGCUCGUCUACAUCGUCCCCAUCCUCUGCUCCGCCGUUUCUCAUGUGUACCUCAUCUGGAGCCUCUUCCAGUGGGACGACAGAAAAGAGAUGACGCGUUCGACCAUCAAGUUUGUCGAAAUCGACGCCUUCUUCAUCGGGUUGACCGUCCUGUACUGGAUUUUCGUCGAGACUGGGUGGAGGGUCCCCUUGGUGGCGGUUCUUGUUGCUGUUCCCCUAGGCCCAGGCGCCGGUGUCUGUAUUGCUUGGAUCUAUCGGGAUACCCAAAUUCGUGAACAUCUCAAGCACUGGCUGUCUGAUAUCGUCAGCAGCGGAGAGGCCAAUGAAGAGGGUAGAGCCCCAGCUGAUGAGGAAACACCUUUACUCAACUGA